Molecule: messenger RNA, 3446 nt
Organism: Pimephales promelas (fathead minnow)
Lineage: Eukaryota; Metazoa; Chordata; Actinopteri; Cypriniformes; Leuciscidae
Gene: prkar2aa
Product: protein kinase, cAMP-dependent, regulatory, type II, alpha A
Biological process (GO): negative regulation of cAMP-dependent protein kinase activity
Cellular component (GO): cAMP-dependent protein kinase complex; cytosol
Molecular function (GO): cAMP binding; protein kinase A catalytic subunit binding; cAMP-dependent protein kinase inhibitor activity
Source: RefSeq, a predicted model, not a curated record
CCCCGAGGCUCAGCGGCUCGCGGUGGAACAGGAGAGAGUGUCCGCGCCUUCUCAGGAGGCACCAACGGUCUGUUCUUAUUGGAAAAAACAAGAAUAUUUCAGCUCAUUCAUGGCGAAAUUAGUUUUAUUCGACGCUCAGAACCAUAUUCAUUCCGGACCGCGGCUCUGACAGCGACAGGCGACGAGAAUAUCCGCAGCUCUCAGCAGUUGGAGUUUACCGAGGAUUUUCACAGCAGUUUCGAGCUUGGAGGCGCGCGAGUGCCGGUGUCGUCGUCUCCGUGAGCGCCUUUUCGUGCUUUCUGGUGACAGCUGACACUUGUUCGAUUUCCGAAGACUAGAACGCCUGAUCUGUCUCCCCCUUUCUGGUUCACCGGGUGUCCCUGUCAGUGCCGGGCAGCCUGCACACUCACCCCGGCGCGGCCUCGCUCCUUACCGAGUUCCCGGCGACUACACAGCUACCUCCCCGGUAGAGCCAGUUACCCACACUCCACUAAAACACCUGCCGUGUUUAGAACUACCAAAACCAGUGGAUCCUAGGAGAAAUAACGGACAAGAGAGACGCGGAUCUGUGCGCGGGUGAUAUAACUUAAGACAGACAAAGCUGUCAUACAACAUUUCAACAGAUCUCUGAAUUUACAUAUUGAGUUUUUUUGGCUUCUUCUCUCGAGCAUAUCCGUUAUAGAGGUAAUAGACGACAAAAAGUCAAUUAUACAAACUAAUCACGCAUUGUGCAAAGGCAAGGCCUCGUCUGCUAACUCCGAUAGCUAACGUUACAUCGCUAACUCCCAGCCUGGGUUUAAUCAGCUUCUAAUCUUAUCAACCGCUCUUUUGACUCUUAUUCAUCGCUUAUUUUGUUGCAUACGACACAAUAGCGAAGCUAUUUUAAUUUAUUGUUAACGUUCAACGCACAGGACGACAUUCCUAGCCAAGAGAUCUCUUGAGCUAAAGCAGGAGGAAACAGAGCUGUCAGCCUUUAUUUUCUACUACUCGGCCUGAUUAACUCCAACCUUGAGAAACAAACCCCCCCGGUGAAGAAUCUUAUGUGUUGUGUUGUGCUUGUUUCAGCUGACCUUUGCUACCAAAAUUAACUAAGUCCCUCGCGAGCUUCUUGCGCAGCAACCCGCUGCAUGCACUGAUACGGGGAAGACUUGAUUUAUAUUUUUGUACCAUAGUUCAGGAGUCAUUUAGAUAUCUAGUCAAAUAUCUGCACAAACCUACUACUGUUUAGCCAUGAGUAUUGAGAUUCCAGUCGGUCUGACGGAGCUGCUUCAAGGCUACACCGUGGAGGUGCUGCGCCAGAGGCCGCCGGACCUGGUGGAGUUUGCCGUGCAGUAUUUCACCCGUCUGCGGGACACCAGGAACCAGGACGGGUCCGGGGUCGCCACCGCCAAAACCGGGGGGAAGGGAGUGAUGUUUGAUGGCGAACCGAUGCAGACCGAGUCGAACGGCGAUGACGAGGACGAGGACGAUGACUCAGACUUUGAGCCUCCUCCCCCCAGCAGAUUUAACCGGAGAGUGUCGGUGUGUGCGGAGGCAUUUAACCCUGAUGAUGAUGAGGAAGACUCUGAGCCGAGAGUUGUUCAUCCAAAAACAGACGAGCAGCGUUGUAGAUUACAGGAGGCCUGCAAGGACAUUCUGCUGUUCAAGGCUCUAGAUCAGGAGCAGUUUUCAGAGGUGCUGGACGCCAUGUUUGAGGUUCUUGUGCAGCCACAAGAUCACGUCAUUGAUCAGGGAGAUGAUGGGGAUAACUUUUAUGUAAUCGAGAGGGGCGUGUAUGAUAUUGUGGUAAAGACGGAUUGUGUGGGUCAGUAUAAUAAUAAGGGCAGUUUCGGAGAACUGGCCCUCAUGUACAACACUCCACGUGCUGCAACCAUCAUUGCUACAGAGGCUGGAGCCCUCUGGGGACUGGAUCGGGCGACUUUCCGUAGACUCGUUGUGAAGAAUAAUGCAAAGAAGAGAAGGGUGUAUGAAAUCUUCAUAGAGUCUGUUCCACUGCUCAAAUCACUGGAGUUAUCUGAGAGGAUGAAGAUUGUUGAUGUGCUGGGUGUAAAAUCAUUUCAUGAUGGAGAGAGGAUCAUUAUGCAGGGUGAUAAAGCUGAUUGCUUUUACAUUGUGGAGUCUGGAGAAGUGAAGAUUAUGAUGAAGAGUAAAACGAAAGCAGACAGACAGGAUAACACUGAGGUCGAGAUCACUCGCUGCAGUAGAGGGCAGUAUUUCGGAGAACUCGCUCUCGUCACUAAUAAACCACGUGCUGCCUCUGCCUAUGCUAUAGGGGAAAUCAAAUGCUUGGUGAUUGAUGUACAAGCCUUCGAGCGCUUGCUGGGACCCUGCAAGGAGAUCAUGAAGAGGAAUAUCGCCCAUUAUGAGGAGCAGCUGGUGGCUCUGUUUGGAUCCAGCGUGGACCUGAGGGACUGAGACAGACUGGCCGUGCCUUACACACACACACACACUAUACAACACAACACAUAGGUUAUACAUUCGAAACAUUUUGUAGGCACACAUUCCUUUUUAUGUGCACUCAUACUCCAUCAAACACACUCACACUUUCAAAUCAUACCUCACAAACACACACACACACACACCUGUUAUUGCGUCAGCUGUUCAGUACGAAAUAAAAGCAUUACCAGCUCAACUGCUGUGACCCUGAACUAACCACAGCCUGGAGAGGACAUAUGCGCACAUACACACACACACAUUCACUUUCACCAAAAAUUCCUAGCCAAGGACCCAUCCUUUCUCAUGGUCACUUGCAGUCACAACAAAGAAAAAAGAAAAAGAGACCAGAUAAAAGAAUCUAUGUUUAAACAAGAAAAAAGUUGAUAUCUUUCAAUAAAAAAAUGCAAAAAAGCGCAAAAAUUUAACGUUUUAGAGCAUUUUAUGACAAUGCAAAGCUUUGAUAAACUUGUUUAAAUAUGACCUGUUUUCAUUCCCUGCUGUUGGUGCAUAAAAGUUUUUUGCUGGUGGUAUCCACAGUGACUCGUUCUCCUUACUUAAACUCCACAUUGUAUUGAUUAAUGUAUUAUUAUUAUUAUUACAUAUUUUUGUUGAAAGGUUGCCUUGCUGUUACACCGCCCCCUAAUUGGAGGAUGCGAGGCCGAAUCUAGUGCGAAUUUUCCCCAUUAGUCUUUCUGAAUGAGUCGUCCUGAAAAAUAAAUAAAGCAGACAUUUUGGUAACCUGCUAGACUCUUAUGUUGUGAAUGGUUGUGUGCGUGCGUGUGUGUGUGUGUUGGACGAUGUGGUCUGUUAUUACAGGAACAGUGCCAUUUUAAAUAUCAGGAAUCAGUUUUGUUUGUAAUCUUUUGAUUGGAAACACCAUACAAGUGUUUUGGAAUGGAGUGUUUUUUUUUCUUUAGGGCGUUAGCUGGCUAUUGUUAGUUUAUCACUUUUGAGGGUUGGCUAGUUUCAGCAUUUACAGAUUGUACUUUUAAUAAACUUUGGAUAAAUCA